GUACAUCUCUUUACUUCUCGUCUCGCGGAGAAGAACUGUAGCAGUAAAUUUGAAGUCAUGCUCUUUCUUUUUGCCAUGAUUAGGAACCGAUCAGGCAUUUUCUCGAAUCGCAACGACAUCAUCGUCUUCGCUACAUCCCAAUUUCUUCCCAUUCCAACCCAUCCUCCUCCCCACUGACCAUCUACCCAUUUCUGCCUGCUCUGUCGGUUUUUGAAGUGAUUAUACUUUUAUCUCAGUUGAAUCUGUUCCGGAUUUAGGUUAUGACCUGAUUUUUAUUGCUCCUUUUGUAUUUUUCUUGAGUUGAAAUCUGGAGCAUUUGUGUAUGAUUAGACAUUUAGACAGAUUUACUGUUUAAAUCUAUGUAGGAGAGAUUCUUCAACUAAGUGCGCCUUUCCGUCUUUUAGUCGGGUAAAAUUUUGAAAAGUUCGUAAAUACUUCUUAUUCCAGAUUUGGUGAAGAAUUGUGCUUCUUUCCUGAAGAUAGUUGCAGAACUUCAUGCUACAAAGAGGUCCUUCCGCUUAGAUUUACUUGUAUUUUGAAGAAUAUCAUCUUUCAGUUUUAUUACUUUAUAAUGAGAGGGAGAAAUACCUUCACUUAACUUUAGUUCUGAGUUCCCUCCUUCGGUCUUGGUGUAGACACAGGAAUGAAGUUCUUUAUGCAUAUGAUAUGUGCCUUGUGAAGUGAAGCUUUCUUUCAAAUUGUGCCACUUUUGUUGUGGACUAUUAAGGUAUAUCCUAAGCAAAAACCAAAAAAGUACUUAGCCUGGAGGCUAGAGUCAGUUGUCCACUUUUCCUUUUUGGAGCAAUCAAAAUUAGUUGUCCAAUUAUCAUAUUUAGUAGUAGAACGAUUGUGAUGUGUAAAAAGUAUCCCUUAAAGAGCAUAUUAGCAUUAUUUUCAUCAAUGAAGGGCAAGAUGAGAUAUUUUGGAAAGUAGAGAACUAAAUUUAGAGAUAUACUCCCUCCGUCCCAGAUGGGGAUACCUUAACAAACCACAGAUUGUGAUAACCACACGAAAAACAGCAACAGACCGAGUGUGAUUUCUCAAGCGGAGUUUGGGGAGGGUAAGAUGUUCGCACACCUUACCUCUAUAGAUAGUAAUACAUUGUUAGUUUACACCGUAUAUACCAUACUUGAACACAUUCAAACCAAUGUGGAUGCUAAAAAGUUAUUCUGUUAUAAGUGUUUGUUUGAGCAGUGUAUAAUUGUCUAUGAUUUACAUAUUAAAUAGCUUUCAGUUAGUAUUUCUUGUUAGUUUUGUUGCAGUGGUUGGUUAUUAUCAAAUUGUUAGCAUUUGAUGCUGGAUGACUCCUGGAACUGGUCUUUAGAUAUAGCAUUUGUUUCUUAGUAGUUAUUGAAGAUGUCAAGUGGGAGGUACACACACUGGUGUUACCAGUGCACACAGCCGAUUAAGCCUAGAGGGUCUGAUGUUCUUUGCCCAUACUGCCAAGGAGGUUUUGUGCAAGAUCUCAGUGAGGUAGUGAGAGGCGGAGAACAUGGACAUUUUGGUUCAGUUAUGGAUGAUGAUGAUAAUCAUAAUCACUCUAGAUUGAGGGAAACUUUCCCUGACCCAGGAUUAGUGGAUGCACUUGAAGCAUUCGUGAGGCAAAGAAUGGCCGGAAGAAACCCCAAUUAUGAUAUUCGGUCAAGAUCUGGCAUUUUGCCAGAAAACAAUAUGGCUUUUGGUUCUGGGCCAUCUGGCCCAUGGCUGGUAUUUCAUGGUCAAUCUCCUGUUCGUAUGGCGCCCGAUGAUGCGUUUGAGUACUUUUUCAAUGGAAGUUCAAGAACGGGACAUCGCCAAGCUAAUCUUGAUGACUUCUUUAUGGGGUCUGGACUGCAGCAUUUGAUUGAGCAGCUUAGUAUGAAUGGCAGACAGGGCCCACCACCGGCACCACGUUCUGCAAUUGAUGCCAUGCCCACCAUCAGGAUUACCCAGAGGCAUACGAGUGCUGAUUCACAUUGCCCAGUUUGUCAAGAUGAGUUUGAGUUGGGGUGUGAAGCCAGGCAGAUGCCAUGUAACCACUUAUAUCACUCUGAUUGUAUUGUUCCUUGGCUGGUCCAGCACAACUCUUGCCCAGUUUGCCGCCUUGAACUACCACCACAUGUUUCUGGAAGAAGGCGCAUCGAUUGGAGUUCAAGAUCCAGUGGGUCAGGCAGCAACAACACAGGGCUCAGCAGCAACAACAACCAGAACCAGGGAAGAAGGAAUCCUUUCUCGUUCUUAUGGCCUUUUCGCUCAUCCAAUCAGAACACUAGUAGCUCUGCAGCAGCAGACGAGGAUGAAAACGGAACAAAUUACUCUGGGUGGCAUCAUACAGACUGAGUGGCAUAUGCAAAAAAAAGGGCAGGUGGAGCUAAUACUAUAAGUGCAAGGGUGUUACUGCUUGGACUGGAAGUGAUUGUGGACAAAAUCAGUGAUCCCAAACCAAGUGUGCAAUCGGCGGUAGUGUGAAUGUUCCCAAUUUGUCAAGUAUCUUCAUAACUUUGUGACAAAAGCAUUGUGCUUUUUAUAGUAUUCUGUAUUUUUGUUUUCCCUUUGCCCAUAAUUCUUACUAUGUUACUCCCAUUGUUCAAAAGCGGUGUCUGUUUUUCUUUUUUGCCUGUCCCGAAAAAAUGUGUGUGUUUCUGUAUUUGGACAGUUUUAUUAUGUAAUUCACAAUGUUUGUCUCACCUGUGCAUCUAGUGAAAGCAAUAAGACACAUGGAAAAUG
This is a messenger RNA of Cuscuta campestris, 2706 nucleotides long. The record is from the annotation of a GenBank genome assembly. NCBI's taxonomy places the organism in Eukaryota, Viridiplantae, Streptophyta, Magnoliopsida, Solanales, Convolvulaceae.